GGGUGGCGGCCGAGGACGCGGGCUGUGGGUGUCUGACGGAGGGGGGAAGAUCGCGCGCGCAAGACGCGCACACACACACACCCGGAGACUCAGGAACACGGCCGCUGACGCCCAGAGUCCGAGGCAGGGAGGGCGAGGCUGAGGAUGAGGAUGGGAUAGUCCCGGCCACCGGAGUCAGUCUGCGAGAGCGAGAGCGGCCCGCAAGCGCAGAGCCCCAGCCCGGAGCCCCAACUUCGGGGCUAGGAAGCAAGUGACCGAGCUCCCCCUCCCGACCCGGACCCGGAUCCGGACCCGAACCCCGGACCCUGAUCCGGACACCGCAGUGGCGACAGCGGUGCGCAGGCGCAGGGACGUUCAGACCCGGGUAACAUCGACACCUCUCCUUGCUGGCCUAGCAAGCCCGGGGCAGGGACCAUGCCGCCCCCCGCAGACAUCGUGAAGGUGGCCAUCGAGUGCCCGGGGGCCUUCCCCAAAUUGAUGGAGAUUGACCAAAAGAAGCCACUGUCUGCAGUAAUAAAGGAGGUUUGUGAUGGGUGGACACUGGCCAACCACGAGUCCUUUGCAUUGCAGCACGCAGACAGUUCCAACUUCUAUAUCACAGAGAAGGACAUUCAUCAAUGGGAAAUGCCAUUAUGCUGCAAAACGGACUGCCUGGGCCUCCCCUCUCCUCAGUCUGUUCUCCCCUCUGAUUGGACCCUUUGCCAAAUGCACAUGGCGUUCCUUCACCUUCCACCUAGGAUGCUGAAUCGCAAUGAAAUAAAGAAUGGAGCCAUUCUGCGGUUGGCGACAUCCCCAGCUCAAAACGCCCAGCAGCUUCAUGAGAGAAUCCAGUCUUCGAGCAUGGACGCCAAGUUGGAGGCCCUGAAAGAUUUAGCCAGCUACUCCCGAGACAUCACGUUUGCCCAGGAGUUCAUCAAUCUGGAUGGCAUCUCUCUCCUCACCCAGAUGGUGGAAAGCGGGACUGAGAGGUAUCAGAAGCUACAGAAGAUCAUGAAGCCCUGCUUUGGAGACAUGCUGUCCUUCACACUGACGGCAUUCGUGGAGCUGAUGGACCAUGGCAUCGUGUCGUGGGACACCUUCUCUGUGGCAUUCAUCAAGAAGAUAGCGAGCUUCGUGAACAAGUCUGCCAUCGACAUCUCUAUCCUGCAGCGCUCCUUAGCCAUCCUGGAAUCCAUGGUACUGAACAGCCAUGACCUGUACCAGAAGGUGGCGCAAGAGAUCACGAUUGGCCAACUGAUCCCCCAUCUUCAGGGGACGGAUCAAGAAAUCCAGACAUACACCAUUGCUGUAAUCAAUGCCCUUUUCCUCAAGGCACCUGAUGAGAAGCGGCAGGAGAUGGCAAACAUCCUGGCCCAGAAGCAGCUUCGCUCCAUCAUCCUAAUGCAUGUCAUCCGAGCCCAGAGAGCCAUCAAUAAUGAAAUGGCCCAUCAGCUGUAUGUUCUGCAAGUCCUGACCUUUAACCUCCUGGAGGACCGAGUGAUGACCAAAAUGGACCCACAGGAUCAGGCCCAGAGGGACAUCAUCUUUGAGCUGAGACGCAUCGCCUUCGAUGCCGAGUGUGAGCCCAGCAACAGUGGUGGGAGCAUUGAAAAGCGCAAGUCCAUGUACACGCGGGACUACAAAAAGCUUGGCUUCAUCAACCACGUGAACCCAGCCAUGGACUUCACCCAGACUCCCCCGGGAAUGUUGGCCCUGGACAAUAUGCUCUACUUUGCCAAACAUCAUCAAGAUGCAUAUAUCCGGAUCGUCCUGGAGAACUCCUGCAGGGAAGACAAGCAUGAGUGUCCCUUCGGCCGCAGCAGCAUCGAGCUGACCAAGAUGCUCUGCGAGAUCCUGAAAGUUGGCGAGCUGCCCAGUGAAACCUGCAAUGACUUUCACCCCAUGUUCUUCACCCACGACCGGUCCUUUGAGGAAUUCUUUUGCAUCUGCAUCCAGCUGCUGAACAAGACAUGGAAGGAGAUGAGGGCAACUUCAGAAGACUUCAACAAGGUAAUGCAAGUCGUGAAGGAGCAGAUCAUGAGGGCUCUCACUACCAAGCCUAGCUCCCUGGACCAGUUCAAGAGCAAACUGCAGAACCUAAGCUACACGGAAAUCCUGAAAAUCCGCCAAUCGGAGAGGAUGAACCAGGAGGAUUUCCAGUCUCGGCCGAUCUUGGAACUGAAGGAGAAGAUCCAGCCUGAAAUCUUAGAGCUGAUCAAACAACAGCGGCUGAAUCGCCUUGUGGAGGGCACCUGCUUCAGAAAGCUAAACAGCCGGCGGAGACAAGACAAAUUCUGGUAUUGUCGGCUGUCACCCAAUCACAAAGUGCUUCACUACGGAGACUUGGAGGAGAGCCCCCAGGGAGAGGUGCCCCAUGACUCCCUGCAGGACAAACUGCCCGUGGCAGACAUCAAAGCUGUGGUGACGGGGAAGGACUGCCCACACAUGAAGGAGAAAGGAGCCUUGAAACAGAACAAGGAGGUCCUGGAGCUCGCCUUCUCCAUCCUGUAUGACUCCAACUGCCAGCUCAACUUCAUCGCUCCUGAUAAGCACGAGUACUGCAUCUGGACGGAUGGGCUCAAUGCCUUGCUGGGCAAGGACAUGCUGAGUGACCUCACCCGCAAUGACCUGGACACUCUGCUCAGCAUGGAGAUCAAGCUUCGCCUCCUUGACCUAGAGAACAUUCAGAUCCCCGACGCGCCUCCCCCCAUCCCCAAGGAGCCCAGCAACUACGACUUUGUCUAUGACUGUAACUGAGGGCACCCCUGGCCCUGACCCUGCCCACCCUGGCGCCCCUGCUGAACUCAAAUACAGCUGCGAUAACUGGAAACAUGAGUGAGAACACACUUGGGGCCCCUUUGGUGUGAUGGCCAGGGCCCCCACAUCCUCCACCUCUCACCUCCACCCAGCAUCUCCCCCUGCACUUCCUCCCUCCCCCCACCCUCUGUGCCAAUCAGCAAUUGAUCGAUGGGUCGAUCAUUUUCAGAGACUACAAUGCUAUACUUACCUUCUCACUGCUGCAGCCCAAGUAUGGGAUAGAGCAAAGUCCCACCAUCGCCACCGAGAACAGUGAAGGGACCCGGCCUUGGGUUCGGGGAUCACAAGAGCCGGUCUGCCUGCGCCUGCCCACCUUCCAGCCAAAUGGCCUAGAGUAGACUGGCCGGGGAGCAGGCCUGGAAGCAGUAGGAGAGGGCAAAGACCAACCACCGCUCUCAAGAAGAAUGACCAGGGCCAGGACCAGGGGAGCUGAGGACCGUUUAUGACUCUAGUCUUCCCUUCAUGCCUGUCUCCCCCGCCGUCCCUGCCCCAUCACCUCCCCUUCCUCCUCUCCUCCCUUCCCUCUACAAAAACCAGAAGGAGGACCUCCAUCCAUCCCCAGGGCUUCACCACAGUUUGGUCUCCCAAAGAACGAAAGUGCUGGAUUCACACCCUUAGGCUUCUAGCUGUCCCUGUUCCAGGCUUUCAGUUCUCACUGUCUUCUUUCUAACAGCUUCUAGGUUCUCCUUCCCCCUUUCCCCAGCUUUCUUCUAGUUUAUUAACUCAAAGCACAAAUUAUGAAGCCCCUAGCUGUGGUCUCUCCCUUCCUCCUCCUCCUCCUCCUCUUCCUUUUCAUCUUUUACCUUCCCUCUCUCCCCCACUCUUCCCA
Messenger RNA from Phascolarctos cinereus (koala), 3625 nucleotides. RefSeq names its product engulfment and cell motility 1 (gene ELMO1). Gene Ontology annotation, biological process: cell motility; actin filament organization. NCBI's taxonomy places the organism in Eukaryota, Metazoa, Chordata, Mammalia, Diprotodontia, Phascolarctidae. Gene Ontology annotation, cellular component: guanyl-nucleotide exchange factor complex; plasma membrane. The record is from RefSeq and is a predicted model, not a curated record.